GCUUACACCGAACGGCUGUCUACCAACUAAAGAUCUGGCAAAUAUCACUUUCUGCAUCACAUCUUGUUGCUUCAGACUUUUCAGGCUGAACAGGUUUCUCUCCAAACAAAGACGCAGUACUUUAUCCCAGCGAUCAUACGACAAAGAAGUCAAGCUCAGACAGUGUUUGGCCUGAUCGAAUCCGUUUAGAUCAGAUAUUUCAUUCGCCAAUCUACCUUGAUCAUGGCUCCUCGUGGUCGUGGUGGAAAAUUCUCAAAACCUACUAGAGGAGGUGGCAAGCAUUUUAGUCGAGAUGUACAACCGGUUGACAAGGAUGGUAAUCCGUUAGGCAUGUGGAGGGAUCCCGCAGAUGAACCAUCAUCAGAAGAGGAAGAAGAUUCUUCAGAGGAAGAGUUUUCCGAAGACGACGACGAUGCCCCCGGCCCAUCGAGAGUGGCACCCGAAGAAAUGACCCGUGAACAACGAAAGGCAGCUGCAAAAGCAAAGAAAGAAGCGGCCAUUAGAAAGAAAAACCAACAAGUCGCUCAACCCGGUGAUUUGCCGCCGACAGACUCCGAGGACGAAGAUGACGAUGACAAUGAGGAUUUACCCGCCAACCCAAACCAUUCAGCCAAAUCCCGCUCCCAAGCACGAGCAGCCCUUCCUGCUGAUACUGCUGCUGCACCUGAGCGAAAACCGAAGACCACGGAACAAUUAUCUCGACGUGAGCGAGAGGCUUUAGAGGCCCAGCAGGCUCGCGAGCGAUACAUGAAGUUACACAUGGAAGGUAAGACGGACGAAGCACGCGCCGAUAUGGAGCGGUUGAGACUUGUGCGAGAGCGUCGAGAGGCCGAGAAAGCGCGCAGAGAAGCUGAGAAGGAGGAGAAGGAAGCACAGCAAAAGGCUCGCCAGGAGGAGAUUACUGAGCGCGAAAUGAAGCUUCGUGAAGCAGCGAUGGGGAAACCACGAGGUGGUAAGAAAGUUUCCAAGAAGUGAUGGGUUACAUCUGUGGAGCGGGCUACAUCAAUAUCGGUAUUCGUUAAAAUCAUUACCGAUCGAACAAGGCGUUGGUCAGAAUCUGCCUCCUUGGUCUAUAUUGAGAAUACAAUAUAUUAUUUUCAAGCACACGCACUGGUUAAUGACAAGUCUCAUGAAUUUGUAGACACGAAGGUAACUGACGGUGCAGGCUGGAAGAUAAGUAGAUGAACAGAAAAGUACGCCAAACGCCUAUUCGAUGCGAAACAAAUGCUGAUAUGGCACUUGCAUGAGUAAUGUAAACAUCAGCAAAACAAAGAAGAAUAUGACACAAAACGAAGAAGCCAUCAAUUCUUUCAGGGCCUUUUUACCUCGGCAUAGACGUAUCGUAUGAUAUUAUAUAUAGCAGGUCUCACACCCCCCAAAACAAACCCUCAACACCACGACCCUGAGUAACAACAUUCCAACCCGCAAUCAGACUCACCAACCAUAGUAUCGACAACACCAAGAUGGGAAGUAACAACAAUUCCGUGUUGUGUAAAAACGGUAAAGCAUUGUAUCCGAGAAAGGUGAUAUAUGUAUAGUAGAGUAGUGCGGAGAGGUAGAGUGUGUUCCCUAGAAACGUGGUAAGGAAAUUUGGUGGGUUGCGGGUGAGGAUUGGUAAAAGGAGGAAUUGGAGGACGUAAAGGUGCAGGUAGAGAGGGAAGAAA
Molecule: messenger RNA, 1664 nt
Organism: Talaromyces stipitatus ATCC 10500
Lineage: Eukaryota; Fungi; Ascomycota; Eurotiomycetes; Eurotiales; Trichocomaceae
Exons: 4
Coding region: 223-975 (250 amino acids)
Cellular component (GO): cytosol
Molecular function (GO): RNA binding
Source: RefSeq, a predicted model, not a curated record